CGUUUUGAAUCGUGUAUAAACAUAACCUCAAAAAGUUCUUAAAUUAUGUUUAUCUGCGAGAAGUUUUAUCGAUGAUUUUGUAUUUGUAAGUAAAUAAUGACAAUAAUGUCUGAGCCAAAAAUUGGUUCUCUCGAAGAUGAAGCACUCAAACGAAAAGAACGAUUACUUGCAUUAAAAAGAAAGCGGAACCACGAAGAACAAAACGAAAAGGAUAACGAAAACAACUCAAAUAAAGAAACACUUCCUAAGCCAAAAUUUCGAAGUUAUCAACCAGAAGAUGAUUCUUUGAAACAGGCUUUAAUCCCAGCUGGUAAACCUGCAAACAUUCAAGAUGAAGUUAAAGAUCAAUUAGCUGCGGGAAAAUCCCGUGUGGUGAUUGAAGAAUUAGACAUACAGAAUUUAGCACCACGGAAACCAGAUUGGGAUUUAAAACGAGAUGUGGCUAAAAAAUUAGAAAUUUUAGAAAAACGUACGCAAAGGGCUAUAGCUGAAUUGAUACGCGACCGUCUUAAACAAAGGCAAGAUGUGACUGAUUUAGCAGACGCCGUAAAUGCUAUAACGAAUGCAGAUACAAGUGAAGAUCGAGAAACGUAAUAUAAGUUUUGAAUGAUUUAUAUAAUUUCUUUAAUAAAUAAGGUAAUUUAUAAAGCGAA
Molecule: messenger RNA, 653 nt
Organism: Chrysoperla carnea
Lineage: Eukaryota; Metazoa; Arthropoda; Insecta; Neuroptera; Chrysopidae
Product: coiled-coil domain-containing protein 12
Exons: 2
Coding region: 97-594 (165 amino acids)
Cellular component (GO): post-mRNA release spliceosomal complex; U2-type spliceosomal complex
Source: RefSeq, a predicted model, not a curated record